This is a messenger RNA of Amaranthus tricolor (Joseph's coat), 2354 nucleotides long. RefSeq lists its product as uncharacterized. Gene Ontology annotation, cellular component: membrane. The transcript has 8 exons. The record is from RefSeq and is a predicted model, not a curated record. Lineage: Eukaryota; Viridiplantae; Streptophyta; Magnoliopsida; Caryophyllales; Amaranthaceae. The coding region runs from base 961 to 2025 and encodes 354 amino acids.
UCAAAUAUUUGUUUUUGAACCCAAAGCAAAGAACAAGAAGCAAAGCAUCUCUCUUGCAUACAAUCCACAUGACCACCUUUGCCUUGUUUUCCCAUGCAAGUAUCUAACCUUUCCUUUGCUUACAAUUAAGAUCUUUUUGGUGUUUAAGUAUCAUUCUUUUUUCUUAUUCUCUUAAUAAUAAUUCUACCCAAAAACAUUUAUAUACAUUAUUCCUCCCAAAAAUACUCCAUUUUUAUACAUCUAUAAUGUAUAAAUCAAUAAAAUAAUUAAAAAUUCCUUCUUAAAGCUAAGAAUCUUCUCUUUUUCACAAUCAACUUAUGUGGGUUUUGGUAUUUUUGAGUCAUAUAAACACCCAUUUUAUCCCAAAAACCCCACAAUUUUUUUAGGAGCUUUUCUUAUUUAAACAUUGAUUUUCAUUUUUCACAAGCUUAUAUAGUACUCCUACUACAAAAACACCGAACUUUCUAGUCAAGUUUCAUGAUUUUUCUUCAUUUCCUAAGUUGAUCUUUGAUUGGUUUUCUAUGUUUUAUCAAAACCUUUUUUCCCAAUAAUUAUAGUUAAAAGUAAGAUGUUGAAUGUUUGUCUCAAACUUUUGGUUAUACACAUUGAAUAUCCUUAUUUGAUCUUCCCAUGUUCAUGGCAUUGAAGAACUCCCCUUUCUCAAUCCCCUGCUUUUUUGUAAUCUUCUCUAAUCUUGGAUUUUGGUUUAAUUUUCCCAUAAAAAUCAUCUUUUUUUUUCUUUUUUGUAGUGAAUCUUUUCUGGGUUUUGUCAAUAUCCCCAUUUCCAAAACAAAACAAAUUAUAAUAAUCCUUUCUUCCCUUUAUGGGUUAUCAAAAACCCAGAUUCUCCCCUUAAACUACUACUUUGAUGCAGAAUUUUUGUAUUAACCCACAAAAAAUUAACCCUAAUCAUGUACAAGCAGUGAAUUAAUUGAGAGUAGAGAGUUAAUCAGACUAAUAAUGGGUGAUUUAGCAGGAACAUUAAGAGCAGGUUGGCAACCAAUUACAACAUAUGAUACAUCAACUUCAAGAUACUGGUUAAAUUGGAGGGUUUUACUUUGUUCAGUUUGGGUAUUAAUCUCCAUGAUUUUUGCAACAUACCUUAUAUCAAGACAUGAAGGAGUUAGAAAUAUUCCUACAAGAACAGAUAAUAGUAUACAAAAUGGGAGAGAAAGAGAUACAACAAGAAGAAAAACAGAGGAAAAUCAAGGAAUUUUAUAUGGUGAUGAAGUUUGGAAACCUUGUCUUAGAGGAAUUCAUCCUGGUUGGCUAUUAGCUUUCAGAGUUUGUGCUUUUUUUGUGCUCUUGAUUCUUCUCAUUGUCAAUGCAAUAUAUGAUGGUGGGUCCAUUUUCUACUAUUACACUCAGUGGACUUUUACUCUUGUCACCAUAUAUUUUGGGUUAGGAUCAGUGCUGUCAAUGUAUGGAUGUUAUGAAUAUCACCAAAACAUAAGUGGUGAUAGAGUUCAUAGUGAUCAGAUGGUUGAUGCAGAAAGAGGUGCAUUUUCUAAUACAUUCAAAACCUCAUUAAGUCUUCAACAACCCAUUAAUCAUCCUUCCCGCCUCGCCGGUUUCUGGUGUUAUGCCUUCCAAAUCAUAUUUCAGAUGAAUGCAGGGGCUGUGAUGCUCACAGAUUGUGUAUUUUGGUUUAUAAUUGUUCCAUUCCUUGCAAACACAAACAAAAACUAUGAUCUUAAUUUUUUUGUCAUAAAUAUGCAUACAAUCAACCUUGUGUUUUUACUUGGUGACACGGUCCUGAAUUGCUUGAGGUUUCCUUGGUUCCGGAUUGCAUAUUUUAUACUUUGGACAUCAUUUUUUGUCAUAUUUCAAUGGGUUCUUCAUGCUUGUAUAUCCAUUUGGUGGCCAUAUCCCUUUUUGGACCUAUCUUCAUCAUUUGCUCCCUUAUGGUAUUUUGUAGUAGGAAUAAUGCACUUCCCAUGUUAUGGCAUCUUCUUUUUGAUAAUGAAGCUGAAGCAUAAUCUCUUGUCAAAAUAUUUUCCACAAUCUUACCAAUGCUCCAAGUGAUCAAGACAAGAAAGCUUGUCCAGUGUAGAUGAUAAUUGAUAACUCAAGUCUAAACUCAAAAGAUUCCAAGAUUUUGCACAUAUUUUAUUGAAGAUUGGUUUUCCCAUUGUUUCCAAGGUAAAGUAGAGGUACAAAAUUCAGAGCAAACUAUACAUGUCAGGAUAUAUUUACAAGCUGAAUUGUUGGCAAGUUUUGUUUUUACAAAUUUGAAGAUUGUUCCAAGUAAAACCAUACAAUAUGGAUCGAAGUGUAUUACCAGAAACAGCUUUUGUAUAAAUAUACAUAUUCAUAUACUGAUGAAGAUUAUAUAAAGUACAACCAAUUAAGUU